This is a messenger RNA of Rotaria sp. Silwood1, 420 nucleotides long. The record is from the annotation of a GenBank genome assembly. Lineage: Eukaryota; Metazoa; Rotifera; Eurotatoria; Philodinida; Philodinidae.
AUGGGUAUUGCCUAUUUAAAAGAUUUUGUUCAUGGUCGAUCAGUUGAUGAAGAAAGUGAACAACAAGAUAUAGAUGAUGAUCUUUUCGGUAAACGUUUCGAAAACGAUCUUCUUUGGUUGGCAAGAGAAGAUGUUAUGAAACCAUCACCAUCAGGUGGAAUAGCGUGUCAAAAAGAAAAUGGAGAAUCAUAUGAUUUUUAUUUUAAUACGGGAAAAUCAUCAUGGAAUCAUCCAUAUGAUGAUAUAUAUAAAACACGAGUUAUUCAAGCACGAGAAAAGAAAACUUUAUCAUCCAUUGUAUUCGAUACACUUUCAAAAGGUAUUGAUCGUGAAGAAAACGAAUCAACAGCAGUUAUUACUCCAUAUUCUCCAAUGUCAUUUACUAUUAACACAGGUUAUUUGUCUUUAUAUACAGUGUGA